This is a messenger RNA of Tribolium madens (black flour beetle), 2313 nucleotides long. Its product is annotated as nuclear pore complex protein DDB_G0274915-like. Lineage: Eukaryota; Metazoa; Arthropoda; Insecta; Coleoptera; Tenebrionidae. Bases 1585 to 2229 code for a protein of 214 amino acids. The transcript has 10 exons. The record is from RefSeq and is a predicted model, not a curated record.
GUAUUACGAUAACAAUAAAAUUUUACAGGUGACUUUCUUGUAAAUUAUUGCGUUGACUAAAUUAAUAGAGCAAAAAUUGUUAUUGUUUGGUAAAUAUCGGUUCUUUGAACAAAAUUAAAUAAAAAUAAUAAUAGGUAAGUUAAAAAAAAUAAAAAUAAAACACCAUGAACUUAUAGUUUUCUUUAUUCAAAAAGUCUAAAAGUGGACUACAAGUUUUGUUUUAGAAAAACAAUAUAAAAAAAAAAACAAAAAAGUAAUAGCAAGUGAAAAAAAAAUUUAUUUGAUUAUCUAGCUCUUGUGAUCUGAAUAGCACCCAAAAAAAUACUAAUUUUUAUGGAUUUAAACAUUAUAAAAAAUUUUGAUUUGACAUUUUUAUUACUUAAAUUAAAACGUCAAACUUGUCAAUACCAAAAAUCAAAAAUAUUUCAUAGUCGUAGAUAAACCAUAGUAUUCUACUCGCAUAUAUUCACGUAGGCGAUUAAUAAACUGACUUUGUAAAUAAUAUUUAAUAACCGUCAUAGCUCGUUGAAUAAUAGACAUAAAUUGAUAUUUAUUUUAGUAUAAACAAUUAAAAAAAUCUUUUUAUUACAUAUUUUUUUACACGACUUUUCUGUUUAUUUCAUUUUUGAACGCCAAAAGUCCAAAUUACAAUAAUCGAUUAAUCCACAUCCGUUUUAAUUCAAGGGCCGGAAAUGUGAUUUUAUAUAACUAACCUAUCGAAAAUUAAGUUUUGAAAUAUCAUCAAAUCACAUCCGGACUUAGUCCUAUAAAAAUCAACUUUUUUUCUCACAGAAUCAGUACACAAUGAAAAAUCAAAUAAUUUGUAGCUUGGCUCUAGCCCUUGUCGCCCUUUCUUCUGCUCAAGCAGAGUGGACGCCGGACCCUUUCUGUCCCUACCCCGCCGAACGCCCUUCUCGCUAUCCCUAUUACGGGAACUGCACCCUUUAUUGGCAGUGUUACAACGGAUUCAAGCAAAUCGUGGAAUGUCAAAAAGGGCUGGAAUUUAACGCCGUUGCUGAACAUUGCGAUCUCCCGGAAAACGCCUUAUGCUCCAACUACGGCCAAUCCACAUCGUAAUUAUCUACAACAAUUUAAAAAAAAAAACAAUUUUUUGAAUUUUCCUAGCAAUUAAAUACACGCCGAAGCCUCCUAAAAGUUCAUACAAACAACCAAGAAAUUCGAAAUUCUCAUAUAUCAAAAACCUAAAGCUUAAAAAGCAGGAAACGUGAUAAAUUUUGAAGUGUCUGAUGAAACGAUGAUUCAAACAUUUAAAUGAUUUUUUUUAAAAAGCAAAUUUAAAGUAGAGAUUUUUUAACGUGUUGACUAAAGUAAACUUAAAACACUAAAUUAUGGAACAAAAUUAGCAAAAAUAUCGAUUUACAAAUUAUAAUUACGUAUCAUUAAUUCGAAUAAGAUGAAGUCACUAAAAAAAUAUGCCCACUUGUGUAUUAUCUCUACAAGUUUGAUCCUGGUAUUAGUGAAAAAGCUAAAUUGAUAAAACUUCCCCUGUACUACACCAAAAUGCUAUAUAAGUUCGUUCUCUGAUUUUUAAAUCAUAACGAAAUAGGUGCAAGAAAAAGUAAAAUGGCUAUUGUCGUCCAAACGGUUUUGCCAUUUUUGGCAAUUUUGCCUGUCAUACUUGCAUCUCCACCUAACAUUAUAAAACAAGAAACAUUUGGUGUGAAUGUAAACAUAUUUAUAUUAAAUGAAAAUGUUGUUGAAGCAAACUCGACAUCAGCUAGCAAUGUAACUGUUACAACUCCGUUUAGUAACUUUACAAACAGUGGUAACACAACAUUUUGGACAACUACAAGCACUGCAAGACCUGAUAAUAUAACCGUUACAACGCCAUUUAAUAACUUUACCGACAAUGGUAACACAACAUUUUGGACAAUUACAAGCACUGCAACACCUGAUAAUAUAACCGUUACAACGCCAUUUAAUAACUUUACCGACAGUGGUAACACAACAUUUUGGACAUCUACAAGUACUGCAACACCUGAUAAUAUAACCGUUACAACGCCAUUUAAUAACUUUACCGGCAGUAGUAAUACAACAAUUUGGACAACUACAAGUACAGUAACACCCGAUAACGUAACUCUUACAACUCCAUUUAGUAACUUUACACAAAGUGAUAAUACAACAGUUUGGCCAAUAACAAAUACAACAUCGUUUCACAACGUAACUCUUACAACUCCAGCUGGUAACUUUACUAAUAGUGGCUCAUAAUUCUAAAAAGACUAUUUAUGUACAAUAAAAGUAAAUAAAAAAUAUUACAAAAUCAGACAGGGUUCUUCCUCCUCCAAAUCUAUU